Molecule: messenger RNA, 1458 nt
Organism: Oppiella nova
Lineage: Eukaryota; Metazoa; Arthropoda; Arachnida; Sarcoptiformes; Oppiidae
Source: the annotation of a GenBank genome assembly
AUGAUUGAGUCGUUGAGUGAAUAUUUGGUGUCCGAAGAGGUCCUCAAUUCUCGCAUAAGACGACUGACAGACAACUCAUUGAAUUUGAACUCAAUUGCACUGAAAGGCGACACCGAGGGCUCACUUUUAGGACAUCCGCUCGACGUAUAUCUCCUCAUCAGACGAAUGACUAUUGACUGGAAAGAAGUGAACGAUUUGUUGCAAACAAAAUACCGGCGCAUAAGUGAUGUCCAAAUAAGGCAAAUCGGUGGUCACUCUAACCAUACAAAUGCAUUGAAUGACACGUUUGACUCGCAGUUAAUGUCCAGUAGUCAUGAGAUUACCACUAAUCAGGAGCUAAAAGACGCCGCGUUUGGAGUGAUAAGUCUCGUCAAUACUUAUGAUUUGGAUAUCAAGUCAUUAGAGAAUGGAUUCAUUAGAUCUAAGACCAGUUCCGCUGCUGAAGUGACUUCAUAUGAAAAUAAAUCUAAUAUUGCUUUAAAUGCUUUCGACUGCUAUUUGAUUGGAAAACAAACGUUUGAUAACAAGGAGUACUUGAAUGCAAAGCAAUGGCUGACAGAAGCGGUCGAAAGAUUGAAUGACAUGACCAGCGAUGAGACAAUUGCCGACAUUUUUAAUUACCUGUCGUUUUGUGAACUCAAAACUGGAAAACCAAGUGAAGCCCAGAAAUAUAAGAGACUGUCGACCGCUAUAAAGCCGGACAUCGAGACAAAUGAGUUGAUAUCGGAGACCAAAGUUCGCGGACAAAGACUUAUGAAUGACUCGAUUGCCGCGAAACUCAAGUGUUUUCACUUAAACACAACGAAAACACCGUUUUUACGGUUGACUCGCAUUAAAGUGGAAGAGAUGUACAAAAGUCCGCAAAUCGUUGUAAUCCAUGAAUUCUUGUCGGAAUCUGAGACACAAACGAUCAUCUCAUUGGCUCAGCCAGCACUCCAUAAAGACCGCAUACCGGGGAACUGGCGACUGUUCAGGCGUUGCGAACUCGCGGACAGACACCACAAACUCCUGCAAACAAUUAGCCGACGUAUCGGUGCCAUCACUGGCCUUAACACGGAUUAUGCCGAACCAUACAAACCUAUUAAGUAUAGGGUCGGCGGCUAUAACGACGACCACUACGACGUGUAUUACUUCCAGAAAAACGCGCCGUACUAUGAAAGGGAUGUCAUGGCCACGUGGAUCAUGUUUCUGAACGAUGUGGGCGCCGGUGGGGCCGCUGUGUUCCCGGAGCUCAAUGUGACCGUAUGGCCCACGAAAUACUCGGCCGGGUUUUGGUACAGUUUUGACAGAUCAGGUCAAUUGGAUAGACAUAUGCAUCACAGCGCGUGUCCUAUACUUGUGGGACACAAAUGGAUUGCCAACAAAUGGAUUCAUUUGGAGGGACAGGAGUUUCGCAAACCAUGCGAUCCCGGCGAUCGACAAUCACGUCAUACAUACAGUGAGACAUACGUUAUAUAA